CUCUGCAAUGCCUUUCUUUCAAAGUUUUAUUGGCAAGACUGAUGCCAAGAAGGACGUCCAAACCAUAGAAAAAGCUACAGGUUCUGGUAAACAAGAAGCUCCUGACUUUGAAGGCAAGUGGAAAUACUUGCAACAAGGCUUCAAUAAAUUGAUCGACUUUUUGGACAAGAAUAUGAGCAAGCCUUUUGACUAUAAUGAAUAUGCUGAUUUGUAUUCUACUGUAUUCAAUUUGUGUACACAAAAGGUUGAUACCAACAAGAAGGGAGGAGCAACAGAAUUAUUGUAUGAUCGCUAUAGAACUUGUAUUAGUGAUUAUUUAAAGUCAUUGGUUGUUGUUGCUUUAAAGGAAAAACAAGGUGAUGGUUUAUUGAUGGAAGCUGUUAAGAGAUGGAGAGAUCACCAACUUGUUGUUCGUUACAUGGUCAAAUUAUACAAUUAUCUUGAUAGAUACUAUACCAAACACAACAAUCGUGAUGACUUGAGAAAUGUAGGAUUGAAGUGUUAUCAAGAAUUGGUUUAUGGAAGUAUCAAGAAAGAUAUGGCUCAAGCCCUUUUAGAUAAAAUUUACAAGGAAAGAGAAGGUGAUUUAAUUGAUAGAUCAAUGAUGAAAGAUGGUAUUACUCUCUUCAUUGAAAUGGGUUUGGGUAGUUUGAAUGCUUAUGAUGAAGAUUUUGAACGUACUUUAUUACAAAACACUCAAAGUUAUUAUAGUAUUCAAAGUUCUAAAUGGAUCGCUGAAGAUUCUUGUCCAGAUUAUAUGAAAAAGACAGAAGAAAAAUUAGAAAGUGAAGAAAGAAGAGCUACUGCUUAUCUUCAUACAAAUACCAAGCCUAAACUUAUUUCUAAAGUUCAAGAUGAACUUAUUAGAAAGCAUCAAACAACACUUUUGAACAUGGAUGGUUCAGGUCUCGUUGCUUUGUUAAAGACUGGUGAUAAGCAUGAAGAUUUAUCUAGAAUGUAUACUUUGUUUGAUAGAAUUGAAUCAUUGCAACCAAUGUCAGAAAAGCUUAGAGAUUUUAUUACUGAAGAAGGUGUUAAAAUUCACACUAACCAAUGUCAACAAGAAAACAUUGAUGCCAAAGGAUAUAUUGAAGAGUUACUCAAAUUACAUUUAACUUAUUCUAAAUUGGUUAAUAUCCAAUUUAAACAAAAUCCACUCUUCUUGGAUGCUUUGAGAGAUGCUUUCACUCAUUUUGUCAAUUUAGAAGUUGUUUCACCAGGUGAUAAGAAUAGAUCUACAACUGCUGAAUUAAUUUCAACAUAUUGUGAUUCUAUUAUGAAGGAAGUUGAUAAGGUUGGUGAAGAAAACUUGGAUGAACUUUUAGAAAAUAUUGUCAAGUUGUUCGGUUAUUUGAAAGAUAAGGAUAUGUUCUUGGCUUUCUAUAGAGAACAUUUGAGUAAGAGAUUGUUGGUUGCAAGUCGUUUGAACUUGGAUGCUGAAAGAAACUUUAUUGGUAAACUUAAGAUGCGUAUGGGUAUGUCAUUCACUCAAAAGUUAGAAGGUAUGAUCAAAGAUAAGAGUAUUUCAGAAAAUUUGAGAAAUGACUUUAAGAAUUAUACAACAAAUAAGAGUAUUACUUUACCAUUUGAUUUCAAUCCAGAAGUUUUAACACUUGGUUGUUGGCCUCAAAUGAAGAUUGAUAAGAUGACAAUUCCACAAGAAUUAUCUGUUUGUUUAGAUACUUUUAAAAAGUUCUACGAUUCUAUUACCCAACAAAGAAAGUUAGAUUGGAUUCACUCUCUUGGUACUGCCAUUGUUACUGGUCGUUUCUCUGCUGGUACAAAGGAAAUUUCAACCAACACUUAUCAAGCUUGUAUUUUAUUACUUUUCAAUAACCAAGCUGAAAUGACAUUCCAAGAUAUUCAAAAUUCUUUGAAUUUACCACCAACAGAAAUUAAGAGAAAUUUACUUUCUCUCUGUGCUACUAAAGCUGCCAAUCUUUUGAGUACUGAUGGUAAUAAGAAGGCUGUUAAUCCAACUGAUAAGUUUACUGUUAAUGCUGAUUUUGAAAGUCCACAAAGAAGAAUUAAGAUUCCAAACGUUGUUGUUCACGUUACUCAACAACAAAAGCAAGAUAUCAGUCAAAAGGCACAAGAAGAAAGAAAAUACGUUAUUGAUGCUGCUCUUGUUCGUAUUAUGAAGACAAGAAAGAUUCUCAAGUAUCAAGAAUUGAUGACUGAAACUAUCAAACAAUUGAGUUCUCACUUCCAACCAGAUCCAAAGUUGAUUAAGAGAAGAGUUGAAGAUUUGAUUGCCAGAGAAUAUUUGGAACGUGAUGCUAAGGAUUCUUCCACGAUUCAAUACGUUGCUUAAAUUGUACUAUUUAUCAUCUUUUAAUAAAAAU
Naegleria gruberi is the source of this 2345-nucleotide messenger RNA. RefSeq lists its product as uncharacterized. Gene Ontology annotation, biological process: protein ubiquitination; ubiquitin-dependent protein catabolic process. The transcript has 2 exons. The record is from RefSeq and is a predicted model, not a curated record. Gene Ontology annotation, molecular function: ubiquitin protein ligase binding. Lineage: Eukaryota; Heterolobosea; Eutetramitea; Acrasida; Naegleriidae. Bases 8 to 2314 code for a protein of 768 amino acids. Gene Ontology annotation, cellular component: cullin-RING ubiquitin ligase complex.